AAAUCUUUGGCCAUGAAAGGCUCUUGACUCACUUUCCUUCCAAUAUUUCUCGUUCCUGCAUACACUUUCCAGGACUCUCGCAACACCCACUUUUAUUGUCUUGUCUGAGUACAAGACUUCAACCCAUAUAUUGACCUUCCUCUACUCUCUCGUCUGGCAUUCUAGUUCACUGAGGCUUAUGUUACCCCACCAUGGCACACAUCCCCUCAACUCGAGAGCCCAACAGCUCUCAAGUCAAUGAUUCCGAGAAGCAAUUCACAUCGAUCGUCCCUGGAGAAGACCGAUCGCCGCCGCUGGAGCCGACGAUCUCGAGCAUUAGCCACCAUGGUAUGGCCGAUGUUCCAUAUGUAGUAACCGGUGAUGAGGACGAAGUUUACAACCGGUACUCACCAAGCAGAAAGAAAGUUAUCACUGCUGUCUUAUCCUUCUGCAGCUUUCUUGCCCCUAUCUCAUCAACCACUGUUCUAUCAGCGGUGCCCGAGGUGGCGGCGACUUAUAACUGUGAUGGUUCCAUUAUCAAUGUCUCAAAUGCAUGUUACAUGGUGUUCAUGGGUCUUAGUCCAUGUUUCUAUGGGCCAUUUGGAACUAUUUACGGACGAAGAUGGGUCUCGGUAGGAAGUGCGGCACUGUUCCUCGCCUUCUCUAUUGGAACAGCCUUAGCGCCGAAUCUAGCAUCCUUCUUCGUCUUCCGAAUCUUAACAGCUUUCCAAGGCACAGCUUUUCUAGUCAUCGGAUCGAGCGUCAUCGGGGAUAUGUACAAACCAAUUGAACGUGGAACUGCGCUCGGCUGGUUCAUGUCUGGUACCUUGAUUGGCCCCGCUCUAGGUCCCUUUAUUGGAGGCAUCAUUGUCACCUUCCGAUCAUGGAGAGACAUAUUCUGGUUGCAGACUGCCUUGGCGGGAACUGCCACGAUGCUUGUCUUCUUUCUACAGCCAGAAACUAUUCACUACAAGCGUUCUAAGGAAUUGGAAGGACUCUCUGGUUCCACCAAAGCUAGAAAGAUGUGGCAGUGGCUCAACCCAUUCCGAGUCAUACGACUUUACCGCUACCCCAAUCUUCUCACAGUUGCACUAGCAUCAUCUUCCUUAGUGUGGAACAUGUACUCUCUCCUAACUCCCAUUCGCUACGUUCUCAAUCCACGAUUCAACUUGACCUCGCCACUUCAAUCUGGCCUCUUCUACAUCGCUCCCGGGUGUGGUUACCUCCUUGGCACUUUCUUCGGUGGCCGGUGGGCCGACCAUAUAGUCAAGAAGUACAUCCGGAUCAGAGGUCAACGGGUGGCUGAGGACCGACUCCGAAGCUGCCUCAUCUUUAUGGGCGUCAUCAUUCCGGCUUGCAUGAUUAUUUACGGCUGGAGUGUGGAGAAGAGAAAAGGUGGUGUUGCACUCCUAGUGGUGAUGAUGUUCCUUCAGGGUGUCGCGCAGCUGUUCUGCUUUCCCUGCCUAAACACCUAUUGCUUGGAUGUCAUGCAGAAAAGGAGUGCUGAGGUGGUUGCCGGGAACUACAUGGUCCGCUACAUGUUCGCCGCCGCAGGCAGCGCAGUCUGUCUCCCCGCUAUCCGCAAGAUUGGCGUGGGUUGGUUCUCGACUAUUUCCUCCAUUUUCAUUGUUGUCGCCACAAUUGUAACCUACAUUACUACGCUUUACGGAAAGCAGUGGCGCGAAACCGUCGACGCUAAGAACGCGGCAAGGAAAGAAGGCGGGAAUCAAGUAUAGAAAAGUCGUGUUCUGACGGGAAAGACGACCACUUCCAAGAGCGAUGGUUUCUAGAACACUCUCUUUACCUAAUGUUCGCGCCCAGGCGGAGACUAAAAAAGCGUAUGCCGUUACAGAAAAUAUACCAUGAAUGUUGAAUAUGAAUGUUGAAUAUGGUUUUCUUUUCAAGAAGCGAAGAGCAAAUUCCAUGCUUCAAACAGCGUGGUAGUGAGGGGAAAUGCAUAUACCUAGAUAGAAGAUGAUAGAGAAUUCGAUACGUUUGGG
This is a messenger RNA of Lindgomyces ingoldianus, 1979 nucleotides long. RefSeq names its product MFS general substrate transporter. Lineage: Eukaryota; Fungi; Ascomycota; Dothideomycetes; Pleosporales; Lindgomycetaceae. Gene Ontology annotation, biological process: transmembrane transport. The transcript has 7 exons. The record is from RefSeq and is a predicted model, not a curated record. Bases 192 to 1715 code for a protein of 507 amino acids. Gene Ontology annotation, molecular function: transmembrane transporter activity.